Messenger RNA from Trichoderma breve, 1599 nucleotides. RefSeq names its product fungal specific transcription factor domain-containing protein. The coding region runs from base 1 to 1599 and encodes 532 amino acids. Lineage: Eukaryota; Fungi; Ascomycota; Sordariomycetes; Hypocreales; Hypocreaceae. Gene Ontology annotation, molecular function: DNA-binding transcription factor activity; transcription cis-regulatory region binding. The transcript has a single exon. Gene Ontology annotation, cellular component: nucleus. The record is from RefSeq and is a predicted model, not a curated record. Gene Ontology annotation, biological process: positive regulation of transcription by RNA polymerase II.
AUGGAUGGAGGCGAAAAACAGAUGCAGAUGACGCAGGCCAUCAGGGCCCAAGUGAAGCAAGGAACCUCGACUCGUCGUGGCAACGAGGCCACCAUUCGGGUCUUUUCACUUCAUGAUGGCCAGCAUCAACAGACUGAAACCACACUGACGAGGCGCGAGACAUCACAAGACAACUCCAGUGUAGAUCAGACAAGCUCUGGCUCUCCUGCGUCUGCGUCUACGCAUGUGGUAUCUCAGGAAGAUACGAAUGAGUUUCUCACCACCCUGUAUCUCGAUACUGUCUUGCCGGCUCUGUUCCCUCUGUACGAACCGGCGACUCUGUCCGGCGGUCGCUGCUGGGUACAGACGCAGUUAAAGUCAAACAAGGCAAUCUAUCACAGUGCGCUCAGUCUCAGCGCCCAUUACUUCACCCUGUUGCUAGCCAAAGAUGCGAACCACACUCUCCGCACUCCUUGCGAACAGCACGUGUGGGACACUUUGGCGAUGCACAUGGACGCGGCGAUCCACGUCAUCAAGCAAGACAUGGAUCGGUACCAUAAAGAGAGUAGCCAAUCGGAUGUAUUCUGCAAGCUCAAUGUCCUGGGCGGCGUUACGCAGUACUUGAUCUUUGCCACAGCGAUGCCCCAGGAUGCAGGUUGGAAGAUGCAUUUGUCCGCGGCCUUGACAUUGCUGGAUGAAGUGUUUCAAUCACAUGGAACGGAGAAUGGAGAAUACUACCUAGAAGAAGUUUUGCAAGCGAUGCUUAAGCCUUCGAUAUUCGAAGGCAUCCAGCUCGGCUUCCAUGUAUGGAACAAAGACCAAGCUGCCUUUCAGUUUUACACCUCGUUUCUGCUAUACGUUGAUAUCAUGGCUAGCAUUCAGUUGGGACAGCCCCCUCGGUUUCAGCACCACCACAGGGGUUUGAUGGCUGGCUGUAAAGUGCCCACGGCUCUGGAUGGCCAGCCUCGACCGGUUCUCGAAAUAGAGUCUUACGUUGGCUGCCCAGGGUGGAUUCUUACUAUUCUCGGCGAGAUCUGUACAAUGGAAAUUGCAAAGCAUUUCGCUCAGCGUGAAGGUGUGGAAUUUAUGACGGAUGCCAAAGCAGAGAAUCAUGAAUUGAUGAAGAGAAUGCGACGAGGCAUGACGGAAGUUGAUGCCACCAUCCAGUCAGAGUUUCUUACAACGCAGUUAGACACUAUAAGACUGGGUGAGCAGCAUCAAAAAACACAGGCUAAGAAACUCGCACUCAUAACGAAAGCUUGGCUGCAUGCAACCAUGAUUUAUCUGUCAGUGGUCAUUGAUGGCUGGCACCCAGGCAAUCCCUUUAAUCGCGGCAAUGUGAACUCCAUCUUGAACAUCCUGGAUAUACUCUCGCCAAACCUUUCAAUACGCAGCCUCAUGUGGCCGGUUUGCGUAUGCGGUUUCUUGGCUACACAGGAGCAAGAACAUAUCUUUCGGGAUUUAGUAUCUUCUUUGGGGCCAUUACAAGCCCUUGGGCCCGCAAGACAGGCCAUACGGCUGAUGGAAAAGGUAUGGGAGCUUCGCCAUCAAGUAGAUGAAGAGACGUGGGGAAUACACGACUGCUUCCAGCUAUCUGGAUCCGAUGUACUCUUCAUUUAA